AUGGCUUUAGGUUACUUCUUCAAAGCAGCACUUCUUCUUAGUAUAGUGUUCCACUUGGUUAUAUCUCCAUACACCAAGGUGGAAGAAAGUUUCAACAUUCAAGCAAUCCAUGAUAUUUUGAACUAUGGAAUUUGGCCUGAUGGUUUAGCGAAUUAUGAUCACAUCUCGUUUCCUGGUGUAGUACCACGAACUUUCAUAGGAAGUCUCGUUGUUUCGGGGAUUGCUUACCCUAUUAUCAAGGUAUUUGGGUUGUUUGGGUUAGAUUUGUUAGAAGGGGAUCAACUGGAAGUUCAAUUAUUGGUCAGACUCAUUAUUGGUCUUUGUAAUGGUUGGAUGAUUAUCAAGCUUGCAUCAAGUUUGAAAGACAUUGAUUUCGUUUCUAAGAGGUCGAGAGAGAAAUCAGUUCUUGGUGAUUGCUUUGUAUUCUUAAUGGUGACACAAUUCCAUAUUUUAUACUAUUCCUCAAGAACCUUACCUAACUUUCUUGCCUUACCUUUAGUUAACCAUGCUUUGGGAAAACUUUUGAAAGGUGAUCUUUCAGGAUUGACAUGGUUAGCAUUUGUGGGUAUUGUCUUCCGUAUUGAGGUUGGAGUUUUAGCUGUAGUUAUAGCUGUUAUUUCUAGUAUUGGAUUCGGUCAAUCGCUGAUUUUCAUUAACUUAUUAAUGUUGUUCGCUGGUACCAUUGCUGGGUUGGCUUUAUCUUUCUCAGUAGAUUCAUAUUUCUGGGGAGAAUUGACAAUUCCUGAAUUGGUGUCAUUGAAAUACAACGUAGUGGAUGGGAAAUCUGCCAAUUGGGGGGUCGAACCUUUCAAUGCCUAUUUUUCAGUUUAUUUGACUAAACUUUUCAGACCUCCUAUCAUUUUAUACCUUUCAGCCUUUGGUUUCAUGUCUGACCCUUCCACUGAAACUCUGCCAGUAGAAAAACCAGGGGACAAAGUCACGAGACCUUCCAAGAAUUCUAUCAGAAUCUUAAUGCUGUCUGCUCUUAUUUAUAUUCUCAUCAUGUCUUUCCAAGGCCACAAAGAAUUGAGAUUUAUCAUUUAUACUGUACCUAUAUUCACUAUGUCCGGUGGUAAUGCUUUGAGUGGGUUCAUCAGGAAAUCUAAAGGUUCAUUAUCAACAAAAUUAUUGGUGUUCUUGAUUAUAGCUGUAUCUUUAGCAGCCAAUUUGUUAUCCAUAUUUUCUGGUUACAUCUCCAGUUUCAAUUAUCCAGGUGGUGAAGCAUUAGAAUUCGUUAAUGAAUACGUCAGCCAAUCCAAUGAACCUUUAAUUGUUCAUAUGGAUGUAGCCACAUGUAUGACAGGUGUCACAAGAUUUGGAGAAUUACACGAUGACUUCAUUACUUAUGAUAAGACUGAAGAUUCACAGAAAUUGAAUGAAAUAUGGAAUGCUGUUGAUAUCUUGGUGACUUCUCAUCCUAUUGAAGAGUAUAAGAACGAAGAUGUCAAUGACUGGAAGAAAUUGAAAGCAGUCAAAGCUUUCAAAGGUUAUAGUUUGUACCCUAUUAUGCUUUUGAUCCAAAAACAUAGAUCUCCUAAAGAUUUGGCAGGUUUCUUUAUGGAUUUAGUAGUGGAAGCUUACCACACAAAAGACCUCACACAAUUGAAAGAGAUUUUGAACUCUCCAAUUGUUCUCACAGACUACAUCUUUGUUUAUGAAAGAGUUGGAAAGACAGAGUUCUUGAAGGUCGAAGAAGACAAGGAGGUAGAUGAAGUGGUAGAGGAACCAGAUUUCGAUAAACUCAAAGACGAAUUGAACGAACAGAUCGAUAGCAUAGAAAAUUAA
Yamadazyma jaroonii is the source of this 1785-nucleotide messenger RNA. The record is from the annotation of a GenBank genome assembly. Lineage: Eukaryota; Fungi; Ascomycota; Pichiomycetes; Serinales; Debaryomycetaceae.